AAAGGACAUUAGGUCCUGGCUGGGAGAAUGUUUGAAAUGGUGUCCGACAUCUUUACAUCAUCUUGCUGCUGCUGAAAGUAAAGUGUUGAAAUAUGUGAAAGGGAGAUUGGAGAGAUUCUACGUCCCCAUCUCUAGCGGCAGACGGAUAUGGACCCUAAAGGUGGGCUCCCACAAGCCAGACGCUCUCCCCAUCGUGAUGGUUCACGGAUACGGUGCCGCAGCAGGCUUCUUCUUCUUGAAUUUCGACUCCCUCGCCGAGCACCGCGAAGUCUACGCGUUCGACAUACUUGGCUUCGGACGGAGUUCUCGGUACGAGUUUAGCACAAAGGCAGACGUCACGGAAGAGGAGUUCGUGAGUUCUAUCGAAGAGUGGAGGAGCAGUGUAGGUCUGGAGAAGUUCGUCCUGAUGGGUACGAGUUUUGGCGGUUUUCUGGCGGCCUCCUACGCUAUCAAACACCCCGGGAGGGUCACACACCUGGUGCUGGCAGACCCCUGGGGAUUCCCUGAGAGGACGGAACAGGCUGCGAAGGAGUUACGGAAACAGGAUGAAGCUUUGUUGUUCUUGUUGCAGAUGUCAUUCUGGAUGAAGAUUGUUUGUCCCUUGAUGUCACAUUUCAACCUCCUGGCGCCAUCGAGAGUUGCAGGACCAUUGGGUCCACAGCUUCUGCGGUGGGCACGGCCAGAUAUAAGAAACAAGUUUGCGGACGGGUUUCAGGACAACACCGUCAUUGACUACCUCUAUCACUGCAUUGCACAGCCACCAAGUGCAGAGACGGCAUUCAGGCACUUACAAAAUGGCGGCUGGGAGUGGGCUAAGAACCCCAUGCUCCCCCGCCUGUACAGUUUGGACCCGGAUGUGCCUAUCACAUUCAUCUACGGGACCGACACAUGGAUGGACAGCAAGACUGGGGAACAGGCGGCCAUUUUACGGAAAGGCUCAUCUGUGGACACAAUUUACAUUAAGAAUGCUGGGCACCACAUGUACGCGGAACAACAUGGCGACUUUAACAGGGAGUUGGUGAGAAUAUGCAAACAUGCGGAUAAAAAAAAGAACAUCAUCUGUCCGUGUCGACAGUGAAAAUAUCAUCAUGUUACUAGUUAAAGAGAUUGGUUGCUUGAGAUUCAAUGAAAGAUCGUAUGGCAACCAUGUACAAUGGAACGAGCAGCGCACAGUGAAACAAGAAAUUAGAAAGGGCAUUUAAAACUUCUAGGAAGCAUUUCCCAAGCCAGCCACCCAAAACAAUACUUCCGUACUUGGAAGUACAUAUACAACAUCCACUAUGAUGGGUUAUUGUGAACAUGCACCUGGCCUAUGCCUUCCUUGUUGUUGUUCCUCUCUUGCAAACGUAAGACUCUAACGAACUAUUCAUCACUUUUGGGGGAUGCCUUGAUACAUAUAGAUAAUAUGUAACACCUAACAUUAACGACACAGUCUAUCUAUUUAGUUAUCAUACCAUCUAGUUAGUAUAAAUACAAGGAUGUUGGAAAGUAGUAUCUAAUUUCAAAAUGGUUCAUGAUAUACUUCUUCUGCUUUGGACUGUCAGUAAUGUUGUUUACACGCGAAUGCUAUAAGUAGGACUCCUA
This is a messenger RNA of Branchiostoma belcheri (Belcher's lancelet), 1584 nucleotides long. RefSeq names its product protein ABHD4-like. The coding region runs from base 197 to 1078 and encodes 293 amino acids. The record is from RefSeq and is a predicted model, not a curated record. Gene Ontology annotation, cellular component: lipid droplet. The transcript has 7 exons. NCBI's taxonomy places the organism in Eukaryota, Metazoa, Chordata, Leptocardii, Amphioxiformes, Branchiostomatidae.